CAGUAUCGAUUGAAACACCCUUCUACGUUGUCUCUUUCCCUAUUCCCAAACUCCGACCUUUCUUCCACCCCCCAAACUAAAACCCUGCCCACCAUGCCGGAGAUGGCCUCCGCCGAACCUCCCUCCACCGCCGCGGCCCUUUCCCAGCCAUACGUCCUCCAACAGACCCUGACGGGCCACGAGCGCGCCGUCUCCGCCGUCAAGUUCUCCCCGGACGGCUCCCUCCUCGCGUCCGCCUCCGCUGACAAGAUCCUCCGCGUCUGGUCCACCGCAGAUUUCUCCCUCCGCGCCGAGCUCUCUGGCCACGACGAGGGCAUCUCCGACCUGUGCUUCUCCUCCGACGGCCGCUACCUCUGCUCCGCCUCCGACGACCGCACCGUCCGGAUCUGGGACCUGGCCACCUCCGUCGCCGCCAAGACCCUCACCGGCCACACCAACUACGUCUUCUGCUGCUCCUUCAACCCCCAGUCCAACAUGAUCGCCUCCGGCUCCUUCGACGAGACGGUCCGCGUGUGGGAAGUCAAGUCCGGCAAGUGCCUUCGCGUCCUCCCCGCCCACUCCGAGCCCGUAACCGCCGUCGACUUCAACCGCGACGGGACCCUUAUCGUCUCGAGUAGCUACGACGGGCUGUGCCGGAUUUGGGACGCCGCGACCGGGCAUUGCGUGAAGACCCUUAUCGAUGACGAGAGCCCGCCGGUUUCGUUCGUCAGGUUCUCACCCAAUGGGAAGUUUGUCCUCACCGCGACCCUCGAUAGCACAUUGAGGCUAUGGAACUUUUCGGCAGGUAAAUUUCUCAAGACAUAUACCGGACACGUUAACUCAAAGUUCUGCAUUCCAGCUACCUUCUCGGUCACAAACGGGAAGUACAUUGUCAGUGGUUCGGAAGACAACUGCGUGUACCUGUGGGAUCUCCAAACAAGAAAAAUUGUGCAGAAACUGGAAGGUCAUACCGAUACUGUUAUUGCAGUGUCGUGCCACCCAUCUGAAAACAUGAUUGCUUCUGGCGCACUCAGUAACGACAAGACAGUCAAGAUCUGGGCUCAGAGGAGCGAGGGUCAACUCAAAGACUGAGUUUUCCUCUAACAACCUAUUAACAGUUGGAUGAAUCCAACCCACUCAUCUUUGUUAUCAAUCAGUUGUAGGGCUGGGGUCUGCGCCCCGAUUUGUUGUAUUAACUUUCUUUUACAUGUGAUGCAACAAUCGUUAUCUGGCAGACCGUAUGGUCUUUCUAGUGUCCGACAUGGGUUAUCGUCUAAUGGUAGUACAACAGAGCAUAUCUUGCAGGUUUGA
This is a messenger RNA of Musa acuminata AAA Group (dessert banana), 1290 nucleotides long. Its product is annotated as COMPASS-like H3K4 histone methylase component WDR5A. The transcript is spliced from 2 exons. Bases 94 to 1071 code for a protein of 325 amino acids. NCBI's taxonomy places the organism in Eukaryota, Viridiplantae, Streptophyta, Magnoliopsida, Zingiberales, Musaceae. Gene Ontology annotation, molecular function: RNA polymerase II general transcription initiation factor activity; protein binding. Gene Ontology annotation, biological process: transcription initiation at RNA polymerase II promoter. Gene Ontology annotation, cellular component: transcription factor TFIID complex. The record is from RefSeq and is a predicted model, not a curated record.